Molecule: messenger RNA, 5528 nt
Organism: Mastomys coucha (southern multimammate mouse)
Lineage: Eukaryota; Metazoa; Chordata; Mammalia; Rodentia; Muridae
Gene: Aebp2
Product: AE binding protein 2
Exons: 9
Coding region: 148-1692 (514 amino acids)
Biological process (GO): regulation of transcription by RNA polymerase II
Cellular component (GO): ESC/E(Z) complex
Source: RefSeq, a predicted model, not a curated record
AGCCUGACGCAGCCCCGCGGGCCCUCCUCCCGCUCUGCGGCGGCCGCGAGGAGUUUGGGGCGUGCGGGCGCCGGGGUGGGCGGGGGCGAGGAGGAGGAGGCGGCGGCGGCGGCGGCGAGAGGAGGCGGAGGAGCAGCAGGCGCCGCCAUGGCCGCCGCGCUCACCGACAUGGCCGACCUGGAGGAGCUCUCCCGCCUCAGCCCGCUGUCCCCCGGCAGCCCCGGGCCCGCGGCGCGCGGCCGGGCCGAGCCGCCGGAGGAAGAGGAGGAGGAGGAGGACGACGAGGCGGAGGCAGAGGCGGUGGCCGCGCUGCUGUUAAACGGCGGCGCGGGCGGCGGCGGCGGCGGGGGCGGCGCGGGGGGCGGCGAGGCGGAGACCAUGUCGGAGCCGAGCCCCGAGAGCGCCAGCCAGGCGGGCGGGGACGAGGACGAGGACGACGAGGACGAUGAGGACGGGGGCAGCAGCAGCGGCGGCGCCGAGGAGGAGAGCAGCGCCGAGAGCCUGGUGGGCAGCAGCAGCGGCGGCUGCAGCGGCGACGAGACGCGCUCGCUCAGCCCGGGCGCGGCGAGCAGCAGCAGCGGCGAUGGGGACGGGAAGGAGGGCCUGGAGGAGCCCAAGGGACCGAGGGGCGGCCCGGGCGGCCCGGGCAGCGGCGGCGGUAGUAGCAGCAGUAGCGUGGUGUCGAGCGGCGGCGACGAGGGCUACGGCACCGGGGGAGGUGGGAGCAGCGCGACCUCCGGGGGCCGGCGGGGCAGCCUGGAGAUGUCGUCCGACGGGGAGCCGCUGAGCCGCAUGGACUCGGAGGACAGCAUAAGCAGUACUCUAAUGGACAUAGACAGCACAAUUUCCAGUGGACGUUCAACUCCAGCUAUGAUGAAUGGACAAGGGAGCGCUACUGCUUCAAGCAAACACAUUGCCUAUAACUGUUGUUGGGACCAGUGCCAGGCGUGCUUCAACUCCAGCCCAGACCUGGCAGACCACAUUCGCUCCAUACAUGUAGAUGGUCAGCGUGGAGGGGUAUUCGUUUGCUUGUGGAAAGGUUGUAAGGUGUAUAACACCCCAUCAACCAGUCAGAGUUGGUUACAGCGGCACAUGCUGACACACAGUGGAGACAAACCUUUCAAGUGUGUAGUUGGUGGCUGCAAUGCCAGCUUUGCUUCUCAGGGAGGGCUAGCUCGACAUGUACCCACACACUUCAGUCAGCAGAAUUCCUCAAAAGUUUCUAGCCAGCCCAAGGCCAAAGAAGAAUCUCCUUCUAAAGCUGGAAUGAACAAGAGGAGGAAACUGAAGAACAAGAGACGGCGCUCAUUGCCGCGGCCACAUGAUUUCUUCGAUGCACAGACACUGGACGCCAUAAGACACCGAGCCAUAUGCUUUAACCUCUCUGCUCACAUUGAAAGUUUAGGGAAGGGACACAGUGUUGUUUUUAAUAGUACUGUAAUAGCUAAGAGAAAGGAGGAAUCUGGAAAGAUCAAGCUUUUGCUUCAUUGGAUACCCGAAGACAUUCUGCCAGAUGUAUGGGUGAAUGAAAAUGAACGACAUCAGUUCAGAACUCAAGUAGUUCAUUUAUCAAAGCUACCCAAAGAUACUGCCUUGCUGUUGGACCCAAACAUUUACAGAACAAUGCCGCAGAAGAGGUUGAAGAGAACUCUGAUAAGAAAAAUGUUCAAUUUGUAUUUAAGCAAACAGUGAACGACAUUUGCAAUCAACUAAAAAUUCGUCUAUCGAAUUAGGUGUGAGAAUCACUGUUAAAGAGUGGUGCCGUAUGUCUGGUGGCUCCCCUUUCAGGACUAGGGUCUCUCGUGGGGUACAGCGUGUUAAUAUUUACUUACAUAACUCUUGUCAAUGGUUUUUGAAAAACCUCAGUUUCAAAUUAUUUCAAUAAUCUCCAUAUUUUCAUUUAACCAGACUUUUAAAUUUUUUUUCCUGAGAAAAGUGAUUUUUUUUGAGUUUUUUUUUAAUGUUAAGAAAUUGUAUUUUUUUUUAAAUAUCUUCAAACUGAAUCUUUUAUGCACCAAAGUUGGUUUUGAAAAGGAAAAUAAAAUCACUUUCUUGCUUGGCAGGCAAGAAGCCAUAUGGAAUUUUUUUAACUUUUACAGAAAUGUGUAACUUGUCAGUACUGUAUCAAACAAAUGUUGCAUAGAGAUAAUAGAGCAUUGCUUGUAAAUAAUUCAGCAGAUUUGUAAUAUAUUUUUCUAUUAUGAAAUGUACUGUAGAUGUUUUCUAGAGGCAUGAAAGUCAAUGUAUAUAUUAUGGUAGAAAUAAUAUUGAAGGAAAUUGUAACUCACUAGUGCUGCCAGAGGGAUUGCUAACAAAGCACCUUUAACGAGAGAUGUCUGCAGACUGAAGGGACUGUGUACUACUGUUAAUGAACAAAGCAUGGGCAUCCUUCCAGAAGGUCUUUGAGGGAGGACCUAGACCCAUAGAGAAGUUUAUGGCACUCCCCCUGACAGUGACUGCAGUAGUUGUUCCUUCCUGUUGGGAGCCUGUUCUGUAAAGCACGCGCUGUGCAGUCAGACUGCAGCAAGCACGCCUCACCCGGAGUUCUCACUCCCUACACUGACAGGAUGACCAGCAGUUUUACUCUAGAUUUUUAAAAGAAUAGACAAAUAUAAAUAAUCCUUUGGUUCCAAAAUGGGAAAGGUUCCAUGAUGCAUAGAUCAUUUCUCAUUUGCUUAAAAAUGAAAGACCACAUGCACACAAGGCCCCAAAAGAAUGAGGGGCUUUAACGGGGUGAGGAGAUAGACAUGGAGCGGUCAUGGAGCCUGAGGGACAAGGGAAAGCACUGUGGAUGAGCACGCUCUGGAAUGGUCCUCUAAGAUGCUCUGUAGCAAACAGGAGUCUAUUUUCAGAAGAAGAAAAGCAGUGUGUUUUUACUAUUUUUUUCGUUUUGCUUAAGCACUUCAUCAUUUGUUUUGUUCUGUAUCUGAAGUACUCUGCAAUCUCCUGUUCCUUUAAAAUUCGGUUUGUUAAAAUAUUGCCAAAUAGAGCUUUUGAGACAUAUAGUUUGUACCUGUAUUUUUAUUUUACUGUCUCAUGUCCUUGUAAGUCAUUCUUAAUUGACCAAUGAUUGUAGACCUUGCUUGAGUAUUUUUUCUAAUAAAACAAAAGCAAAUUUCACUUAGCUUCAAAUUGUAACAGUUCAAUUUAAUUUUAAGAUGACAUCUGGAAAUAGACAUCCAACAUUUUCUUUAGGUGCAUAGAGAUCAAAUACUUUACUAUCAAUGUAGAACAUUUUUGAUGUCACACUAUAAUGCUGGUUAUUGAUUAGCCCGAGCACCCAGGUGUUCACGGUCCCCUUGCUUCAUUACUUGGGCUUGACACUUGUUAGCAUGCCAAAAAGAAUAGUAGGUUACUUUUGUAACUUGUGUGUGUGCACAUCCAUAGAUACAUUUGAAUGUGAUUGGAAAGUCUGAAACAUCCACUCAUAUUCUCACCCAGCUCUGAUCUUCCUGUGCCUGUCUAUAUAUGAUGUUUAUGGUAGAUCUGGGUUGAUUUUGUCCCAAAUCCAUGUCUGGCCCAGCACUGGACAGUGCAGCCCGUAAGCACAGCUCUCAUUUUCCUAUCUGCUACUUGUCUUUUCCCUGCAGUGGCCCAUUGGAGUAGUGAGACUUUAGGGGCCUGUGUGUCUGCUCUGUACAUAAGUGCUUAGUCACCUAUAUAGCUGGUAACAUUUGGAGCAAUGAACACACAGUUUGCCCUCAGGGUGGCCCUUGUUGAUAUGGUAGUGUUCACGGGGCUAGCUCUCCAAGAGGACUGUUUAAUACACUUUACAGGAAGCGCUGCCACAGGCACCGAAGCACAUGGCAUUUGGGUGGUACUUUUCAUGUUGAAUUUCUUAAUAUUGUUGAGGAUCUACCAUUUUACCAUGAGUGUUUUGUCUUACAGGGAUUGAAUGAGAAUCUGGAAGUCAGAUUCUGCGUUCCAACCACAAGUAACAUUUGUUCUAUCUAAAAAGAAUCUUGAAGUAGUAAAUAUUGUAAAAAUUUUAAAUUCUUUAUUUUUCUAGUAAACCUGUUCAUAUAUUAAUGUGGUUGCACAUUAAUUCUGAAUUUCAGAUGAAAAGAAAAUAAAGUGGACAAUACUUAACCCUCAAGUAUUUUCACAUGUGUGUAACUCAUUGAACAUAUAAAGCCGGGUGUGCUGACUAAAGCCCUGCAUUUGGGAGGACGAAGCAAGAGGAUUUCCAAGAGUCCAAGGCCUGAGUGAGAUCCUGAUUCAAACAAAUCAAAAAGGAAAGAAGAAAUACUGAUAACUAGAAUUUUUUCGCUGUCACAUAUUAAUGAAGUAGGUGCCAUUGAGGUGGCUCAGCAGUGAAGGUGUUUUGGUAGCAGACAUGGCCUGAGUUCUGAGGACAGAACAGACCAUAGAAUUGUCUUCCCCAACAAGUAAAUAUGCAAAUAAUCUUGAAAAGGUACAAUGUGGCCAUAGUUAAAAACAUGUAUGUUCUGUUGUUGUUUGCAUUGAACUGUUUUCUUAAUGUGUGGCUAACAAGAGAUAAUAUUGACUGAAUAUCAAAAUGGGUAAAUGUGGUUGAAGCAGUGUAAAUAGUCACAGCUUUACUUUUUAAAUUUUUAUAAUACUCCUGUAUAAAUCCUAAAGGUAAACCGAAUUUUAGCCUAUGUGGCUUUCCAGUAGAAAGCCCGACACGUCACUGUGUCUGACAAAGCCUCAGGUCGCAGAGAUACAAACAUGUAGUUUAUUUGUAAAGAAAAAUUCAAAUUGUAUAUUAUUUGGGAGUUCCUUUUUUUUAAAAAAAAAGCAGAGUGGCACUUUGUGAGGUUUUAAUUUAAGAUAUUUUUCUAUUCUAUUUCACAAAGGUUAAAUUUUGUGUAUAAAUAUUUUUUUUAAAUUGGUCAAAAAUCUUAUGACCUGGUGUAGGGCAUUUUGCAAUUCUAACACUAUAGCUUUAAUAUAAAUAACGUUUGUGGAGGUUUUCUUUGUAAUAAAGGUGAGAAUCUUUCAUAAUUCUAUUUCCUUUAGAGCCUCAAUAACCUUAAUGUAGGCAUGAAAUGUUGUAUUCUGAUUUUUAUAUAUUGUUAAAAUUUAAAAACAAAACAGCUUGGUUUCUUUCCCAGUUAAGUUUGUACAGUGUCACACAGGGCUCUGUUAAUCUGCAAAAAGAGUGUAAACAGCUUAGAGCAGGUUUUCUCUAGGUCAGUAGUAUUUCAACUAGACCAAGUUGCAUCUCAGUGUGAGCUAGAUGAUGUCUGUUGUCCUCACUGAUGUCUCUCACAGCCUGCCAGGAUUAUACUCUACACAAAGUAGGUCUUGUUAGUAAGGUUCUGUGGGGAAGUGCAGAGCAGAGGACACUGUAAGGUUGAGGUAAGCAAGCAUUGAUGCCUGCCUUUACAUAAAGACAGAAUAAAGGGGCCUGUGCGUGGAUAGCUAAACAUCCUUGGUGCGAAGGAUUGUUGAUGUUAUAUUUCAUAAUCUCAGUUGUAUUUACUUAAUCUCUAAUUAAAAAUAGCUUGUUUUUGGUAGAACCCUUUUAAGAACAGUAAGACCAAUAAAAUGCUGUGAAUGGC